Tetrapisispora phaffii CBS 4417 is the source of this 324-nucleotide messenger RNA. RefSeq names its product ribosomal protein P1 (gene RPP1A). Gene Ontology annotation, biological process: translational elongation; cytoplasmic translation. The coding region runs from base 1 to 324 and encodes 107 amino acids. The record is from RefSeq and is a predicted model, not a curated record. The transcript has a single exon. NCBI's taxonomy places the organism in Eukaryota, Fungi, Ascomycota, Saccharomycetes, Saccharomycetales, Saccharomycetaceae. Gene Ontology annotation, cellular component: ribosome; cytosolic large ribosomal subunit. Gene Ontology annotation, molecular function: ribonucleoprotein complex binding; structural constituent of ribosome; protein kinase activator activity.
AUGUCUACCGAAACUGCUUUAGCUUACGCUGCUUUAAUCUUAGCUGAUUCUGAAAUUGAAAUUUCUCAAGACAACUUGAUUACUUUAGUCAAGUCUGCCAACAUCGAAAUUGAAGGUAUCUGGGCUGACAUCUUCGCCAAGGCUUUGGGUAACCAAAACUUAAAGGAUUUAUUAGUUAACUUCUCUGCCGGUGCUGCUCCAGCUGCCGUUGGUGGUGCCUCUGGUGCUGCUGCUGGUGGUGAUGAUGCUGCCGCUGCUGAAGAAGCUGAGGAAGAAGCUAAGGAAGAAUCCGACGACGAAAUGGGUUUCGGUUUAUUCGAUUAA